AUGACUGGGGAGACUUUGUAGUAAUCACAAGUAUGUUGCCGGGAUACGAGACGUUUGUGGACUACGUCCGCUCCUACACGGACACUUCCUACUUCCUGUGGAGGCUGCAGGAUAUCCUGUCUCUGGAGAUGUCUAUCGGGACCAGCGACGUCCGCGCCAAACGCAUGUUACAGCAGAUUGAUUCCCAGGUACUCGUAGCCUACUGCUCCCAUGAAGAGGCCCAGUACCUGUUCCAGGUAGCAGGGGAGGUGGGUCUAUUGGGGCCUGGCUACAUCUGGAUCCUCCCCUCCCUCGCGUUGGGCAACACAGAGAGCCCUUCACCUAGCAGCUUCCCCAUAGGAGUGAUUGGCGUCAUCACCGACCAGUGGAGGAAGAGCCUGAGGCAGCGGGUCAGAGAGGGAGUGGCCAUAGUGGCCAAAGGGGCAGAGAGUUUCAAGAGGCAUCAGGGGUUCGUUCCCGAGGGACACAGCGACUGCAACACACCAGUUACACACAUUAACAACAACACACUGUUCAGACACAUGCUGAACGUGACAUGGGAGCGUAAGGACCUGUCGUUUAAUAGUGAUGGUUACCUGACAAACCCUUCCAUGGUCAUCAUCGCUUUGAACAGAGACAGACAGUGGGACAAGGUGGGGACAUUAGAGCGGGGUAUCCUCCAGGUACGUUAUCCGGUGUGGCCUCGAUAUGGUAGUUUCCUCGAGCCGGUAUCAGAUGAUCGCCACCUGACGGUAGCCACUCUGGAGGAGAGGCCCUUCGUCAUCGUAGAGAACGUGGACCCCGACACGGGAACCUGUGUACGCAACACCGUGCCCUGCCGACGCCAGUCCAACCGCACCGAGAGUCUUGUGGGUCACACGGAGCCCUACACCAAGCUGUGCUGUAAGGGGUUCUGCAUCGACAUUCUGAAGAAGCUGUCUCGCACCAUCAAGUUCUCCUACGACCUCUACCUGGUCACUAACGGGAAACAUGGAAAGAUGAUCAGUGGCAUCUGGAACGGCAUGAUCGGAGAGGUGUUCUACAGGAAAGCAGACAUGGCCAUAGGUUCUCUCACCAUAAAUGAGGAGCGUUCUGAGAUCAUCGACUUCUCCGUGCCAUUCGUCGAGACCGGCAUCAGCGUCAUGGUUGCCCGUAGCAAUGGGACUGUCUCCCCCUCCGCCUUCCUCGAGCCCUAUAGCCCAGCGGUGUGGGUGAUGAUGUUUGUAAUGUGCCUGACCGUGGUAGCUGUGACCGUAUUCGUGUUCGAGUACUUCAGUCCUGUCGGCUACAACCGCAGCUUGGUCAGUGCUAAAGCGGCAGGAGGUCCUACCUUCACCAUAGGGAAGUCAGUGUGGUUGCUUUGGGGCAUCGUGUUCAAUAACUCAGUCCCCAUCGAGAACCCCAAAGGAACCACCAGUAAGAUCAUGGUGCUGGUGUGGGCCUUCUUCGCAGUCAUCUUCCUGGCCUCCUACACCGCCAACCUGGCUGCCUUCAUGAUCCAGGAGCAGUACAUAGACACUGUGUCUGGACUGUCUGACAAGAAGUUCCAGAAGCCUCAGGAACACUACCCUCCAUUCCGGUUUGGGACGGUCCCUAACGGCAGCACAGAGAGGAACAUCAGGAGUAACUACCCCGACAUGCACGCACACAUGGUCAAAUACAACCAGAAAGGAGUGGAGGAUGCCCUCAACAGCCUUAAGACAGCGAAGCUGGAUGCUUUUAUCUAUGAUGCUGCGGUGUUGAACUACAUGGCAGGGAAGGACGAGGGCUGUAAGCUUGUGACUAUUGGCUCUGGGAAGGUGUUUGCUACAACGGGCUAUGGAAUCGCCCUGCAGAAAGACUCUCGAUGGAAACGACCAAUUGACCUGGCCUUAUUGCAGUUCCUGGGAGAUGGUGACACCCAGCGCUUGGAGACGGUCUGGCUGUCAGGCAUCUGUCAGAAUGAGAAGAACGAGGUGAUGAGCAGUAAGCUGGACAUAGACAACAUGGCCGGGGUCUUCUACAUGCUGCUGGUGGCCAUGGGGCUCAGUCUGCUGGUGUUCUCCUGGGAACAUCUACUCUACUGGAAACUUCACAAGGAACUAGACAAAUCUCCCAGGAUGGACUUCCUGCUCGCCAUCAGCAGGGGUAUCUACAGUUGCUUCAACGGGGUGGAGGAACCAGACCUCCCUAACCUGGCCAACCCAGACCUGACAGCUAACUAUGCCCAGGCUAACAUGCUCAAAAUGCUACGCACUGCUAAGGACCUGGUUAACUCUGCCCAAGUCGAGACCUCACUGGACCACGCCUCCAAGACCAUAGAACACUGGGGACGCCAUGGCGGCAGCCUGCCAGUCCACAUUCCGCAGCAAGGCACCACGGAAACAGUCCCGGGAGGGUUCGCUUAUGUCACAGAGAAUACACACCUGCCCCCCGAGCGCCCCCUCAGCCCACAAUACUGCACGCUGGGUUCAGGGACAUCUGUGAACCAGCAGAGGGGGCUGGCGAGACCCACACCGCUACGAUACACGCUCCCAGCUCGUACUUCCUCUCUCUACGACAGACCACUUCCUGUUUCUAGUCUCAUUUGCCCUCACCUUGACCUGGCUGGAGGGGAUCGCCUCUCAUCUUAUCCUCACCCCUCCACAGAGCCCUCCAAGAGGAAGAGGAGGAGCAAGAGCCUCCUCUCAGGGGAGACAGGAAGAGGAGGAGGACAGAGGAGGCGGCGCAGGGAGGAGAAGACGGUGUGCCUGGCUGAACUCCGGGCCAACCACCUCCAGGAAAACCACGUCUCGCCCCACAUGCCUGACUCCCUGUACCCAGGAGCGGUGCUCUGUCCUGGGGAAGAGGGAUGCGGUGACUCCUGGCCUCUUCCUCUGGAGGAGCUCGUCCUAGCAGGGAGACGGCGGCGCCACCGACGGCCAUCUUUCCUUCGAGCCACCUGGGGCAGUGAGCAGAUUCGCCAGCCGGACGAUACUCCGCCUACAUCCCUCGAUAGCCAAUCACAUUCUGCUUUACCAGACUUAUUUCCCCGCGUCAUGGUCGACCAAGAAACUCCCACUAAACUCUACAACCCCACCCCGUUCCGGAACAACCUAUGCUAUCCUGCCGCCUCACCCCGCCAACAUGCCUAUCUUCAUAUAAGGCAGGACCAGAGGAAAGGAAACUCGCGUAAGAAGCUGCGGCACUCACACUCCACCCACCUGCCCACCUACAGGGAGGCCGUGCUGGGGGGCCAGGGAGGGGGAGGUGGGGUAGGCCUGGGGGUGGUCCGGAGAACCACCAGCCUGCUCAGCAGACAGUACAACGACAAUCUAACCUCCUACCCUGGGCUGCCUCUAUACCACAGCCCCCUCAACUUCCAGACCCAUUCCCCGGCAUCCAGCAACCACCCCAGCCCCGGUACCUACCGUAUCCCCAGCCCUGUAUGCCAGCUCCUGGCCUGUGGAGGUGGCUGUCGAAGUCAGAGGGGGUUGUUGUACCAGGACAGUUUGUAUGGAGCCUAUGGAGCCUAUGGAGGGGCCCAGGAUCCGGACAUAGAGCCCCAGAGAGGAGAAGGCUUGGUAGGGUUGAGGUCUGAGGACAGACCCUGUGUGACUCGGUCCUGGGGAAAAGUCUCUAGUCUGGAGUCAGAGGUCUGAGAGAGACAGACAAACACUACAUACUUUAUAGACUGGAAUGUAUACUGUAGAAUAUACGGUUGGAAUUCCACAUUGAAGAUUUGUGAUCCACAGGGACCAUUUCAGAGGGGGGUGGGAUACUUCUCAUACACAGAAUCAGGUACGAGAAGGAUAUGUGCAGUAAAGGGGGGAAGCUGAGGGUUAGGAUUAAUUUGAUAGGUUGGACAGUUGAACUUCCUUCUUUCUUAUUGAAGAGAUAAAGUAGAGUGUUUGACUGAAUGUUAAGUGGCCAUUUUGGAAUAAGCAUGAAACUGAAAGGAUGUGUAGUGGAACACAUCGUUCUGCAGCUAGCUCAGCCUAGCACGGUGACGUCCCCUUUCACCAAGCAGUUAGCACGCUGCGUACAGAGUUCCUAAUGCAAACAAAUAGAGAACAUAGGAAGGGGGUAAAAUGGAGGCAUUUUGGAGAGUGUGUUGGAGAGGAUGGAAAGAUAAUUUUACUCGCUGCUUUGAAACAUUAUAUUCCUGUGUUUUGUGCAUUAUAUUAUGAUAUACUAUAUAUAAUAUUUCUAUAUAAAUAUAUAUUAUUCAUAUAUAAUA
Messenger RNA from Oncorhynchus gorbuscha (pink salmon), 4177 nucleotides. Its product is annotated as glutamate receptor ionotropic, NMDA 2C-like. Lineage: Eukaryota; Metazoa; Chordata; Actinopteri; Salmoniformes; Salmonidae. The transcript is spliced from 13 exons. The coding region runs from base 33 to 3599 and encodes 1188 amino acids. Gene Ontology annotation, biological process: excitatory postsynaptic potential; monoatomic ion transport; long-term synaptic potentiation. The record is from RefSeq and is a predicted model, not a curated record. Gene Ontology annotation, cellular component: NMDA selective glutamate receptor complex; postsynaptic membrane; postsynaptic density membrane. Gene Ontology annotation, molecular function: NMDA glutamate receptor activity; transmitter-gated monoatomic ion channel activity involved in regulation of postsynaptic membrane potential.